Abrus precatorius (Indian licorice) is the source of this 4547-nucleotide messenger RNA. RefSeq names its product RNA polymerase II C-terminal domain phosphatase-like 3. Lineage: Eukaryota; Viridiplantae; Streptophyta; Magnoliopsida; Fabales; Fabaceae. Gene Ontology annotation, cellular component: nucleus. Bases 325 to 4065 code for a protein of 1246 amino acids. The record is from RefSeq and is a predicted model, not a curated record. The transcript has 12 exons. Gene Ontology annotation, molecular function: RNA polymerase II CTD heptapeptide repeat phosphatase activity.
GUUUUGAAUUUUUAAAUUUUUUUUUACGAUAUUACAAAUUUUCACUAUUAUCGUCACUGUUAUUUUUCUCUCUUUCUCGAAUCUAAAACUCGAUUGCUUCACGCCUCGUUGGAUCUGAAGAAACCCCUCGGCGAUUGUCGAUCUUUUCAAACAGAUCCGACACCGAGAAUCCUCGGAUUCCGAUUUGACAUUGCCUUCGUUCCUUAAAUCUCACGAGAUCUCGAAGGAUUCAAAUAGGAACCCUAAUUAAACUACGUUGCCCUAAAAUUUUUCUGCUGAUUCGAUUGCGAUUUUGUGGCCGUUUGUUUUAACGUCUUCUAUUCUAUGAUAUUUGCGUCGACCUUAGAUUGUGUGAAAUUAAGCAAUUUGGAGAUGGUAAAAGAGGUUGAGGAUGUGGAAGAGGGGGAGAUUUCGGACACUGCUUCGGUGGAAGAGAUUACCGAAGAGGAUUUCAAUAAGCAAGAUGUUGUUAAAGUGAAUAAUAACAUUAAUCCCAAAGGGAGUGAUGCUAGGGUUUGGGCUGUUCAUGAUCUUUACUCGAAGUACCCUAAUAUAUGUCGUGGUUAUGCUUCGGGUUUGUAUAACCUUGCUUGGGCACAGGCUGUGCAGAACAAGCCUUUGAAUGAUAUUUUUGUGAUGGAACCGGAUUCUGAUGCCAAUGCUAAUAGUUACAACAACUCCAAUCGAUCAUCCACGGCUGCUGUGAAUUCUAAGGAGCUGGUGGUGGUGGAUGUUGACAAAGAGGAAGGGGAGUUGGAAGAGGGUGAGAUUGAUGCAGAUGCUGACCCUGAAGCGGGGAGUGUUGUAAUUAGUUCUGCUGUUUCUAAUUAUGAGCAACUAGGUGUUAGAGAUGUUCUGGAGGGUGUUACCGUUGCUAAUGUGGUGGAAUCGUUUGCUGAAACAUGCUGUAGGCUGAAGAAUGCCUUGCCUGAAGUGCUUUCUAGACCUGCUGAUUCUGAAAAGGAUGAUCUUGUUCGCUUGGCAUUUAAUGCAGUUGAAGUAGUUAAUUCUGUGUUCUGCUCCAUGGACUCUUCGGAGAAGGAACAGAACAAGGAUAACAUAAUAAGAUUACUUUCUUUUGUAAAGGAUCAACAAGCUCUAUUUUCUCCAGAGCAUAUGAAAGAGAUUCAGGGCAUGAUGACUGCAAUCAAUUCUGUUGGUGCUUUAGGUAAUAGUGAGGUUAUUGGCAAGGAGAAAGAAUUGCUGAGCCAUGAGAUGAAUUCUCAGCAAAAUCCAGUUGUGAAAACUGGUGAAUUGAUUUAUUCUAGUAAGCCUUUGCAUAGUAACACAAUUGAGGAAUCACAAGCUUUAAAAUUUGGACAAAAUAGUGUUAAAGGUAGAGGUAUUCUGCUCCCUCUGCUAGACCUUCACAAGGAUCAUGAUGCAGACAGUUUACCAUCGCCCACACGAGAAGCACCCUCCUGCUUUCCUGUGAAUAAGUCAUUUGCUGUUGGAGAGGGUAUGUCUAAAUCUGUGUUUCCUGCCUCUAAGAUAGAGGCUGGUAAGACAGAGGCUGGAAAGAUGGAACUGGAUACUGAAGAUUCUAAAUUUCAUCUCUAUGAAACUGAUGCUCUGAAAGCUGUUUCCACAUAUCAACAGAAGUUUGGUCGAAGUUCCUUCUUUACAAGUGAUAAACUUCCAAGUCCAACUCCUUCAGGCGACUGUGAGGAUGAGGUUGUUGAUAAAAAUGAGGAGGUCUCUAGUGCUUCUGUUGCUUGUUCUUUAACAAGCACAAAGCCUACCUUUUUGGACCAGACAACUGUUUCUGCUACUUCCAUGGAUAGGUCCAGCAUUCAAGGAUUGAUUAGUUCUAGAAUUGAUGCAGCAGGUUCUGGGUCUUACCCAGUGAAAACCUCUUUAAAGAGUAGAGAUCCUAGGCUACGUUUCAUUAAUUCUGAUGCAAGUGCUAUGGAUAACCAACCUGCAGUGGUACAUAAGAUGUCUAAGGUGGAAUAUGCUGGACCUAUAAAUUCAAGAAAACAAAAGGCUUCUGAAGAGCCUUCUUUGGAUGCCACUGUAUCAAAAAGACUAAAAAAUUCAGUGGAACAUCCUGAGCAUAAUAUGAGAGAAGUAAGAACUCUAGCUGGAAAUGGUGGUUGGUUGGAAGAGAAUACUCUGGCUGGAACUCAGUCGACAGAGAGGAACCAUUUAAUGGAGAAGUUUGGAGCUGAACCCAAAAAGACUUUGAAUACAGUCAGUAGUUCCUGUAGUGGUUCUGGUAAUUUCAGCGUGACAAACAAUGGAAAUGAGCAGGCACCAGUUACAAGUAGUAACGCCACAGCUUCCUUACCUUCUCUAUUGAAAGAUAUAGCUGUAAAUCCAACCAUGUUGCUAAACAUACUUAGAGAGCAACAGCUGAGGUUAACAGGAGAUGCCCAAAAGAAAUCUGCUGAUUCUGCUACAAAUACCCAACAUCCAACAAGCAUAAAUGCAGCAAUGGGAACAGACUCAACUGUGAGCAUUGCUCCAUCAGUGACCACUGGUCUUCUUCAAAGUUCUUUGGGAAUGCUUCCCGUUUCAUCACAAGCAACUUCCAUGGCACAAAGUCAACAAGAUGAUUCAGGAAAGAUUCGCAUGAAACUGCGUGAUCCACGGCGCAUUCUCCAUAGUAAUAAUACUAUCCAGAAGAGUGAGAGCUUAGGGAAUGAGCAAUUCAAAGCCAUUGUAUCUCCUGUGUUAAAUAACCUAGGGAAUGGGGACAAUGUCAAUGCCCAGAAGGUUGAGGCUAGGGCGGACACAAAUUUGACAACUAAUCAAUCAAAUGCACCACCUGAUAUUACUCGACAGUUCACCAGGAAUCUGAAAAACAUUGCUGAUAUUAUGUCUGUUUCCCAAGAAUCAUCAAAUCAUUCUCCUGUUGCUCAAAAUUUUUCUUCUGCAUCUGUUCCCUUGAUUGUAGACAGAGUAGAACAGAAAUCUGUAGUGUCAAACUCUCAGAACCUGCAUGCUGGUGUAGGAUCAACUCCUGAAACAGGUGCUUUGGGUACCUCUCGAUCUCAGAGUACAUGGGCAGAUGUUGAGCAUCUUUUUGAAGGUUAUGAUGAGCAGCAGAGGGCUGCUAUACAAAGAGAGAGGGCAAGGAGGAUUGAAGAACAGAAUAAAAUGUUUGCUGCACGGAAACUGUGCCUUGUAUUGGACUUAGAUCACACACUUCUUAAUUCUGCCAAGUUUGUGGAAGUUGAUCCCGUGCAUGAGGAGAUACUGAGAAAGAAAGAAGAGCAGGAUCGUGAAAAGCCUCACAGACAGCUUUUUCGCUUUCCUCAUAUGGGAAUGUGGACUAAACUCAGACCAGGAAUCUGGAACUUCUUGGAGAAGGCUAGUAAGCUCUAUGAGCUGCAUCUCUACACUAUGGGAAACAAGCUAUAUGCAACAGAAAUGGCAAAGGUGCUUGAUCCAAAGGGAGUUUUGUUUGCUGGUAGAGUUAUUUCUAGAGGUGAUGAUACUGAUUCAGCUGAUGGUGAUGAGAGAGUUCCCAAAAGCAAAGAUUUGGAAGGUGUUUUGGGUAUGGAAUCAGCUGUUGUAAUUAUAGAUGAUUCUGUGAGGGUCUGGCCCCAUAACAAACUGAACCUGAUAGUGGUGGAAAGGUAUACUUACUUCCCCUGCAGUAGACGUCAAUUUGGGCUUCCUGGUCCUUCCCUUCUUGAGAUUGAUCAUGAUGAGAGACCUGAGGCUGGAACUCUGGCCUCUUCUUUGGCAGUUAUUGAGAGAAUACACCAAAACUUUUUUGCUUCUCAAUCCUUAGAGGAAGUGGAUGUCAGAAAUAUACUAGCAUCAGAGCAGAGGAAAAUCUUGGGUGGUUGUCGAAUAGUAUUUAGUAGGGUGUUUCCUGUUGGUGAAGCAAAUCCUCACCUUCACCCAUUGUGGCAGACAGCUGAACAAUUUGGUGCUGUUUGCACGACCCAGAUUGAUGAACAGGUUACUCAUGUUGUUGCAAAUUCUCUUGGUACUGACAAGGUGAAUUGGGCUCUUUCUACUGGAAGAUUUGUUGUCCAUCCUGGCUGGGUGGAAGCAUCAGCAUUGCUUUAUAGGAGGGCGAAUGAGCAAGAAUUUGUCGUUAAACCAUAAAAAUAACGGACCUAAUUCGCUUUGGUAAACUAAAACAUGUGAAAACAAAAAUCAAGAAUCACAUUGAUUUUGGGGGUGUGAAAUCAUUAGGUCAGAACUGGCCAGCAGAGAUAGUUUUAAUGCAUGAUGACUAUCCAUUGGAGAUGGCGAUUGGUAGGUGUAUUUAAUUUUACAAAGAUGAGUGGCCAGUUGCUGAGGAGUUAAUGGAGGACAGUUUGAGUGCCCUUGUGAAUCUUGGGAGUUUGCUUCUGGUUCUGGUGAUGCAGGGCAUGGUGGAAUUGGUUGCCUGCAUUAGGGACACUAGGUGAGUGAUGUGGGGGUGGCUUUUGUGAAAAGCUCCAAGUAAAUUUUGCCUGGAUGGUAUUGAGAGUCAAAUUUAUUUCUUUUGCUAACAAAGAGAAGUUAAAGACCUGUCAGCAUUUAGAGAGUAAAAUAUGAAGGAAAAUCAGCCUGAGAAGGUAUUGACUAAACCUAAUUUAGGG